This is a messenger RNA of Perkinsus marinus ATCC 50983, 1203 nucleotides long. RefSeq lists its product as hypothetical. The record is from RefSeq and is a predicted model, not a curated record. NCBI's taxonomy places the organism in Eukaryota, Perkinsozoa, Perkinsida, Perkinsidae. Gene Ontology annotation, molecular function: pyridoxal phosphate binding; glycine hydroxymethyltransferase activity; zinc ion binding. Bases 1 to 1203 code for a protein of 400 amino acids. The transcript is spliced from 14 exons. Gene Ontology annotation, biological process: folic acid metabolic process; L-serine catabolic process; tetrahydrofolate interconversion. Gene Ontology annotation, cellular component: cytoplasm.
AUGUUAGCUCGUAUAGGGAUAGCUGUUCAUAGUAGUGGUGUGGUAUGGUCUGUGGUAAGAGGGAUAUCUGUGAAAGCUCAGAGGCUCAAUGCGAAUCUACCAGAUGUUGAUCCUGAGGUUGCUGGUAUCAUAGAAAAAGAGCGAUCCCGUCAAAAGAAGAACCUAGUUUUGAUCGCUUCUGAAAACUUCACCAGUCAGGCGGUGCUCGAUGCUAUUGGUUCUAUCAUGACGAACAAAUAUUCAGAGGGGUAUCCUAAUGCUCGCUAUUAUGGUGGGAAUGAGUACAUUGAUCAGAUGGAGAAUCUUUGCAGACAGAGAUACACAGCUUUGAUGGAGCCACAUGAAAGGCUGAUGGCAUUGGACUUACCGCAUGGGGGCCACCUCUCGCAUGGUUAUCAGACUGAUACUAAAAAAGUCUCAAUGGUUUCUAAGUUCUGGACGUCGAUGCCCUACAGGCUCGAUGAGAACACUGGAGUGAUAGACUAUGAGCAACUCGAGUUGUUGGCGACACGGUUUCGGCCUAAGAUUCUUAUCACGGGUUAUUCUGCUUAUCCUCGUUACCCCGAUUUCAAACGCUUCCGGGAGAUCGCGGACAAGUCAGGUUCGAUCCUCAUGUGCGACAUGGCGCAUAUUUCUGGACUUGUUGCGGCAGGGGUUCAUCCAUCGCCAUUCGAGGACUGUGAUGUUGUUACUACUACCACUCACAAAACUUUACGAGGUCCACGAGGCGCGAUGAUUUUCUAUCGUGUUGGUCAGAAAGGCGUUGAUAAAAAGGGAAAUGUUGUCAAGUAUGAUUUUGCGGAAAAAAUAAACUCGACAGUUUUCCCGGGCUUACAGGGUGGCCCUCAUAACCACAUCAUCGCGGGAUUGUCUGUUGCUCUAAAACAGGCGGCAUCAGUUGAAUUUCGAGAGUAUCAACAACAGGUUGUUGCCAAUGCUGCAGCGUUAGCCGGCGAAAUGCAGAAAUUAGGAUUUAAACUCGUUUCUGAUGGCACCGAUAAUCAUUUGAUGCUCGUAGACUUGAAAAAUAAGGGCGUUAAUGGCAGCAAAGUUGAAAAGAUACAGAGGAAUGUGGGGUCCUCAAAGCAAGCGGCUUUCAACAAGUUUAUUGAGGAGAAUGAGCUUCCUGAAAUUGCAGAGCUCAAGAAGGAGGUAGAGACAUUCGCAUCAAGUUUCGAACAAGUUGGGAAAGCUCAUCCGUGA